Messenger RNA from Lycium barbarum (goji berry), 828 nucleotides. Its product is annotated as putative GEM-like protein 8. Bases 84 to 680 code for a protein of 198 amino acids. NCBI's taxonomy places the organism in Eukaryota, Viridiplantae, Streptophyta, Magnoliopsida, Solanales, Solanaceae. The transcript has 3 exons. The record is from RefSeq and is a predicted model, not a curated record.
AUAUAUCCCUCUGCACAACAUAUUAAUCCAUCACAAACAACAGCUCCGGGUCUAAAGCUAACAAAAACGAAGCAUUUACAGUGAUGCCAAUCGGAAGAGUUCCAAUGAUUUCACAGAGCAGACUUUUAACUGCUUCUGUAAACACCCUUGAAAAUUCAAAAAGCACAAGACAGACACUCGAAAACUUUACGAAUGGCUUUCAAAAAGAUGAGAGAUUGUGGCCUCGACUGAUCGAAAGUGUGAAGGGAAAGUUAAGACUGCAGGGGGCAAAGAUUCUUAAACUGAAAAGAAUGAAGAAUGUUUUUGAGAAAAAUUUUAGUGUCAAACCCGAAGAAAAACUUGUAAAGGCAGCUCAGUGUAAUUUACAAACAACAGCAGGGCCUAUAACUGGCCUUCUCUUCAUUUCUACAGUUAGAGCUGCUUUUUGCAGUCACAAACCGAUUAAGAUUUCUUCUCCCAGUGGCGAGAUUAUUAAAUUCCACUACAAGAUCUCAAUUCCACUGAGAAAAAUAAAGAAAGUCAUCGAGAGCAAGAGUUUGAAGAAACCAUCACACAAGUACAUUCAAGUAGUAACCGAGGAUAAUUUUGAUUUCUGGUUCUUGGGAUUCUUGAAUCACAUUAGCAUCUUGAAAUGUCUUCAGGAGGCUAUUUAUGAGACUCAAUGCCACUAUACUCUAUGACAAAGCUGGAAAUUUGCUACGCACGUUGGUUUUAUGUAUACAAACCAGAUGGACGAGCUUGUACAUUAAUUUUUAGUUUUUAGACUAGAGCAUAUCAUCAGCAUGUAAUUUCUAAACUAGCUUAAUUAAGCAAGAACCAUUUUAUUCA